This is a messenger RNA of Saccostrea echinata, 459 nucleotides long. RefSeq lists its product as uncharacterized. Bases 1 to 459 code for a protein of 152 amino acids. The record is from RefSeq and is a predicted model, not a curated record. The transcript has a single exon. Lineage: Eukaryota; Metazoa; Mollusca; Bivalvia; Ostreida; Ostreidae.
AUGUGUACACUUGAUGAAGAACAUUAUAAAUUUGUCCGCUAUGAAGGUAAAAGAAUAAAGCAGGAGAUAGGGAAAGAUCAGCAAGGUAAUCCAAUAUUUAAAGGAGGACUUAAGAUGCUAUUUGUGGCGGAGAACAACAACGGUGAUAUAUGUGCUCCUGAUUGCAAUAUAGAUACUGUCACAGUGGUGAACAAAACAGGAAGACUCCGAUACCGGUACAAAGGACAAGAAACAAUGAAGGAAACAUUUAGACCAGCCAACAUAGUAACAGACUCAGCGAGUCGUAUUCUGGUGAAAGAUACCGGAAAUAAAUGCCUCCAUAUCCUUGAUCAGGACGAUUGGUUUCUGCGUAUUCUAGACUUUUAUGGAGCACCGAGUGUGGACUCACUUAGUAGACUGUGGGUGGGGGAGUUUAAGACUGGCACUGUAAAGAUCAUCAGAUUUGCAGAAAACUUGUAA